GGGGUCGCGGUUGCUUGGAAUCUCUCACAUCGGAGGCGUCCGCACCGCGAGACCACAACCAAAAGCAGCAGCAAAACUUCCGCCACUACCAGCAGCAGGAGCGGGAUCAGGGAGCUGCUGAGGUUCCAACCAAGCCAGCUGGGACGAGCAGCCCUCAGUCAUGUCGUACGUCCCCUGAAGUGGCUGUGCUCCCUCCAGGCUUUGCUGGCCAUGAAAGGCUGGUUCGCGAGCCUCAGCAGCAGGUUCAACGAGCCAACAAAUAAAGAGCUGCAACAGCAACAUGAGCAAGAUGAGAUCUACAAGAAGAACCGUGCCAAACUGCAAGGCUACCAUCAGUUGGCGCAGGAAGCCUUCCAGCGCGCCUACGCCGCUGACAGCUCCGGCAACGUGUCCGCUGCCGUACGGCUGUACGGCACGGGGCUGCAGGCGGCGGCGGAGGGGCUGGCGCUGCCGGUGCAGGGCUCGGGGCUGGGCAGCCUGGCGGACAGCGUGAGCAGCUGGCGGCGGGAUCUGGCGGGGUGGCAGCGGGACUAUACGGCUAGGUUGCAGGCGCUGCAGGCGCCCGGGUGCACCGGACACCCAGCCGCCACCGGGUCAGCAGCAGCAGCGGCAGCGCCCGUGAGGCCCCUCCCGCAUGCCACCAUGGCCCUACACCAGCAGCAGCAGCAGCAGCAGGGGAUGUCGGUGCAGGUGCCCUUCCACAGGCCGGCCGGGGGUAGCAGUGCAGGUGGAUCCAAAUCGGUUAUCGUACAACGUCCACCGCAAGUAUCCGCGGCGGGCGGCAGCCGACGUACGACAGGAUCCACCUCGGGUGGCGGCGGCGGCGGCGGGACUGGCGGCGGCGCCGCCGCCGGCCGUGACGACACGGGCGGUACGGCAAAAUACCGCGAGACCAUUAUGGGGGAGAUCUUGGAUCGAUCUCCGUCGGUCAAAUGGGAUGACGUGGCAGGUCUUGCAACCGCCAAAAAAGCGUUGACGGAAGCGGUUAUCCUGCCGGCGCUACGACCGGACUUGUUCCAAGGCCUGAGGGCGCCGGUGCGGGGCAUCCUGCUGUACGGGCCGCCUGGGAAUGGCAAGACCAUGCUUGCCAAGGCGCUCGCUGCGGAGUCGCGCGCCACCUUCUUCAACAUCUCCGCAUCCUCCCUCACCAGCAAGUGGGUGGGCGACGCUGAGAAGCUGGUUCGCGCGCUGUUCGAGACCGCCGCUCAGCUGCAGCCCGCCAUCAUCUUCAUGGACGAGCUGGACAGCAUGAUGGGCUCGCGGGGCGGGGCGGGCGAAAGCGACGCGGCCCGGCGGCUGCUCACCGAGUUCCUGGUGCAGUUCGACGGGGUGGUGGGGGGAGGCGCGGGCCGGGAGCGGGUGGUGGUGGUGGGCGCGACGAACAGGCCGCAGGAACUGGAUGAUGCCGUACGGCGGCGGCUGACGAAGCGCAUCUACAUCCCCCUCCCUGACGAGGAGGGCCGAAUGGCAGUGCUGACUCACCUGCUCAAGGGCCAAGCCCACCGCCUCUCCUCCGCCGACCUGCACUCCCUCGUCUCUGCCACCGCCGGCUACUCCGCCUCCGACCUGGCCGCCCUCUGCAAGGAGGCCGCCAUGGCCCCGCUGCGGGAGCUGCCCGCAUCCCGCCUGGCGCACGUGCCCGCCUCAGCGCUGCGACCGCUGGGGGCGGCGGACUUCGGAGCGGCGCUGCGGGUGGUGCGGCCGUCCGUGAAUGCGGCGUCGUUGCGCAGCUUCGAGGAGUUCACUCGGGAGUAUGGGAC
Astrephomene gubernaculifera is the source of this 1760-nucleotide messenger RNA. The record is from the annotation of a GenBank genome assembly. Lineage: Eukaryota; Viridiplantae; Chlorophyta; Chlorophyceae; Chlamydomonadales; Astrephomenaceae.